Molecule: messenger RNA, 6953 nt
Organism: Salvelinus fontinalis (brook trout)
Lineage: Eukaryota; Metazoa; Chordata; Actinopteri; Salmoniformes; Salmonidae
Product: endothelial cell-selective adhesion molecule-like
Exons: 7
Coding region: 388-1710 (440 amino acids)
Biological process (GO): homophilic cell-cell adhesion
Cellular component (GO): adherens junction; plasma membrane
Molecular function (GO): cell-cell adhesion mediator activity
Source: RefSeq, a predicted model, not a curated record
GAGCACAGGUGUCGCUCAUUGAGGUGGCAGGGCAGAGCUUUCUCAUGAUGACAACUGUUUUAUCCAAAUAUUCAAUGUCCCAAAGCGUAAAAGAGAAAGUUGACGAAGACAUUUUUGUAGGCUUGGGCAAUUGCCGAAGUAGUUCACUGGAAUAAUUCCUCGCGCCCGAUGCUGAACGCCAAACGCGAGUCUGUAUCACGUCAACUGCCGCUGAGGUCACAUUGCCUACUGUAAACGCGCUACCCCUUGUCUUUUCUCUGGCGGAAGGAAGCAUAUUGAAAGACCACCACAUUACCCAAAGUGAAAUUGCGCACAGAUAACGGGAAGACCGUAUACAUUACGACUGGAAACAGCGAUUGUGGGGUGACCGAAGGCGCAUACUGAACUAUGGAGAUGUAUACUUCGCGGAAAUUUGGCACCUUGCUGUCACUUGCAUUUCUCUUGUAUUUUCCAGGUGUGCUGGCCCAGAUCCAGAUGCCCCAGAGUAUCAUGAAGGUGAUCGAAGGUCAGAAGGUGGUGCUGCAGGCCUGGUACAGCACCAGCUACAGCAUCGGCAAGAACACCGUCCUCUGGAACUUUGUAGCCAAUAACUCUCAACUGAUAAUCUCCUACACCCUAGACUCAAUUAGUUUAGGCAGCCCGCAGUUUGAGGAGCGAGUCGGCUUCACAGCCACCAUGCCCUCGGCCAACCUCUCUCUGUACAUCAACAACACGAAGGAGUCAGACUCGGGACGCUACUUCUGCCAGGUCAUCAUCCCCGGGGCCCAGGGCUUGACCGGGGAACUUGUCCUCGACGUCAUUGUCCCUCCUGCUGUCCCAGAGUGCGCUCUGUCGGGGAAGCCAGUUCUGAAAGGCAACGUCACGCUGAGCUGCAAGUCCAAGUCAGGCAAGCCCAUCCCCAUGUACAAGUGGCAGAAGACCAGCCCCACGUCUGAAGUCUUCUUCUCUCCCAUGCUCAAUGAGAAGACAGGCACCCUGAAGCUGAGCAACCUGAGCAGCAACAUGUCGGGGAAGUACGUGUGUUUGGCCAGCAACACGGCCGGCACAGAGAGAUGCUACAUCAACCUGGAGGUCAUCACCUCGACCAACGCAGGGAUGAUUGCUGGGGCCACGGUGGGCUCGGUGCUGGGAUUAAUCUUCAUCAUCCUCUUCCUCGUUGGUCUCCUGAGGAGAAGGAGAGACUCUGGGGAGGACCUGGCCAAUGACAUCAAGGAGGACGCUCAGGCGCCCAAGCGCGUCUCGUGGGCCAAGAGCGGCGGCUCUGGCUCGGACGUGGUCUCCAAAAAUGGCACACUCUCCUCCAUCACCACCGCCAACAGGCCCCACCAGAGGGAGCCUUCUUCCCAGCUGUGUCCCCAGCGCCCUCCCUCUGACACCGCCUCCAACAUCACUGCCACAGGCAGCGUCUCUGGCUACCGCCUCGGGCCGUGCCAUGGAGCCUCCACACCCACACAUGGCCACGCCCUGCCAGGCUACAGCUACAACACUGAUACAACCCUGACCCGAGGACAACUGGCUAAUUCUGCAGCCCCCAGUGCCAAUGGUAGUCCCAGAACCCAGCACCCACAGACCUAUACCCAGCCCCAGACAGCACGUCUGGCCCCACGCUCGCCACCUCUGCCCACUGUCGUGACCGCAUCCAACAUUUCCCGCAUGGGAGGGGUUCCCAUCAUGGUGCCAGCUCAGAACCAGGCCGGCUCGCUGGUGUAGUGCCAGUCUGUCAUGGUACGGUGUCCUUUUACCCUUCAACUGUACUUACUCACAUAGAUUUUCAGAAGGAAAAGAUUCAGCUGCCACAAAGAGAUGGAGCGUUUGACCUGCUCAAAAUGCAGUGAGAUCAUUGGUAAGACCUUAAGAGAUGGACUGUGUUGCUAAACAAGGCUAAUUUAUUUAAUGAAGCAUACGGAAGUACAUUUUAUUAAAAUGUUUUUUAUACUCCGUAUGUAUACAAAAUAUGUACAGAUCUGGAUUUCAUACAUUUUGGAAGUUUUUCGUAUUUCUUCUAUUGCACAUUCAAGCAGUGUAUUUUUUACAAAGUUUUCCAGUGCAACUAUUUAAGUCAUCGGUCUUUCUUUGACAAGAUUGUAUUCACUCUAUCUAUCAUGUCCUAACAAGGCCAUUGCAUGAUGUCAAGUCCCCGUUUUGAAAGUGACAAGAUGUCAUGGCACACUGGCCUUAGAUCCCCUGAUUUUACUUCCUGCAGAUGGAUAUGACAAUGUAGAUUAUGAAGGACCAAAUUAGUUUGAAGACAGCAUAUUAUUAAUUUUAUUCUAUCUAUUUUAACUUUUCAAAUGAGUAUAUUAGUGUAAAAAUAUGGUGGACUACUGCUGAAUACCUGCCUAGCAUCAUGCAGUGAAGAAAAUGACUGGGCAUACUAGAUUGAACAUUUGUUACUACAUUUUCUAAAUGCAAAGUACACUUUUUGCCGUUUAAUGUAACUUGUUUUAAACUUCAUGACAAUUCUCUUUAAACACAGCUCUUAAAACGUAGGUCUUUUGCCACAGGAAUAGCUUUUCAUAUUAUAUAAAAUACAAUUUGACACAUUUUGUCAAUUACAUGGAAUUUAGCGACUAAGAUGGUGGUUAUAUGGUUACACCAUCGAGCUGUAAUGAUUUUGGAUUGCUCUCUGCAAGGAAAUUGUAAAUAAGGUUUGCUUUCAAUUGUAUUGAGGCUGUUCAUUAACACUUGUGACUGACUGGAUACAAAAGCAGAGUUUCUACUUGUCAACAUCCCAAGCCGACAACAAGUGAAUUGAUGGAUAUAGACCCAAAUGGCGUCAUAUCAAAUGAGUAAGAUGAGGCACUUGUUUGAAACGAGGCAUAAAAGACAAAAUGUAAAAUUGAUCCAUUUUUUACAUUCAGCAUAAAUCUGUCAAGGGAAAUAUGGUAUUCUUUCUAACAAAGACAUCUACAUACAGUAUCAGUCAAAGUUUCGACACCUACUCAUGCCAGGGUUCUUCUUUAUUUUACUAUGUUCUACAUUGUAGAAUAAUAGUGAAGACAUCAACACUAUGAAAUAACACAUAUGGAAUCAUGUAGUAAUCAAAAAAGUGUUAACUUCUUAUGGCUGCAAGGGGCAGUAUUGAGUAGCCUGAUAAAAUGUGUCCAUUUCAAAUGGCCUCGUACUCCAUUCUUGCUCGUACAAUAUGCAUAUUAUUAUUACUAUUGGAUAGAAAACACACUCUAGUUUCUAAAACCGUUUGAAUUAUUUCUCUGAGUGAAACAGAACUCAUUCUGCAGCACUUUUCCUGACCCGGAAGUUCAAUGUCUGAAAUCGAUGCUCUCUUCCUCUUCCUGCCUAUAAAUGGGCACAAGAGCUAUUAGUAUACAUGCACGUCAUACACCUUCCUCUGGGUGUCAAGAAGGCUGUGAGAGAAGAAAUUAGGUGAUUAUCUCGAUCUGGGAUGGAAUAAAUCCUCUUGGAAUGACGUGUACCCCAGUUCCGGUACUCUGAAGAACGCGAUUUGGACAGUGGGGUUGCCUUUUGUUUUGCUGACGUUAUAGGCGACUAUUAUUUCCAGCUUUGAUUUUAUUUGAUACAUGUCACCAUAUCAUCGUAAAGUAUGUUUUUUUCAAUAUAGUUUCAACAGAUUAUUGAAAUUUUUUCGGAAGUUUUGCCGUGUUCCGUUCUCUUCCGUUUGUUUACAUGGAGAGAUCCGUGCAACCCGGCUAGCGUGCUUGCUAAAUGGAGAGAGAAAGUUGCCAUUCUGAAUCCAAACAACGACUCAUCUGGACAAAGGACACCUUGUUCAACAUUCUGAUGAGAGAUCAGCAAACGUAAGACCCAAUUUAUGAUGUUAUUUCAUAUAUCUGUCGUAGUCGCCGGCGCCCAAGUGUUUCUGGCUAUUGUGCUAAGCUAAUAUAACGCAACAUUUUGUUUUCGCUGUAAAACACUUAAUAAAUCGUAAAUAUUGUCUGGCAUCACAAGAUGCCUGUCUUUCAUUUGCUGUACACUAUGUAUUUUUCAGAAAUGUUUUAUGAUGAGUAAUUAGGUAUUUGACGUUGGUGUCUGUAAAUAUUAUGGCUGCUUUUGGUGCAAUUUCUGAAUGUAGCUGCAAUGUAAACUAUGAUUUAUACCUGAAAUAUGCACAUUUUUCGGAAAAAAACAUAUGCUAUACAAUAAAUAUGUUAUCAGACUGUCAUCUGAUGAGGUUGUUUCUUGGUUAGUGGCUAUUUAUAUCUUUAUUUGGCCGAAUUUGUGAUAGCUACUGAUGGAGUCAAAAACUGAUGGAAUAAUAAAAGUGGAGUCUUUUGCUAACGUGGUUAGCUAAUAGAUUUACAUAUUUUGUCUUCCCUGUAAAACAUUUUAAAAAUCGGAGAUGUUGGGUGCAUUCAGGAGAUGUGUACCUUUCAUAUGCUGUAUUGGACUUGUUAAUGUGUGAAAGUUAAAUAUUGAAAAAAAAUAUCUUUUGAAUUUCGCGCCCUGCACUUGAAGUGGCUGUUGUCAUAAAUGUACCGACGUCGGGCUUGCACGCCAAACAGGUUAAACAAAUCAAAAUUUAUUUGAGAUUCUUCAAAGUAGCCACCCUUUGACAGCUUUGUAUACUCUUGGGAUUCUCUCAACCAGAUUCACGAGUUUUUCACCUGGAAUGCAUUUCAAUUAACAGGUUUUCCUUGUUAAAAGUUAAUUUGUGGAAUUUCUUUCCUUAAUGCGUUUGAGCCAAUCAGUUGUAUUGUUAAAAGGGGGAGGGGGGGGGGUAUACAGAAGAUAACCCUAUUUGGUAAAAUAGCAAGUCCAUAUUAUGGCACAAACAGCUCAAAUAAGCAAAGAGAAAUGACAGCCCAUCAUUACUUUAAGACAUGCAGUCACAAAAACCAUCAAACGCUAUGAUGAAACUGGCUCUUGUGAGGACCGCCACAGGAAAGGAAGACCCAGAGUUACCUCUGCUGUAGAGGAUAAGUUCAUUAGAGUUAACUGUACCUCAGAUUGCAGCCCAAAUAAAUGCUUCACAGAGUUCAAGUAACAGACACAUCUCAACAUCAACUGUUCAGAGGAGAAUGUGUGAAUCAGGCCUUCAUGGAAAAUUGCUGCAAAGAAACCACUACUAAGGGACACCAAUAAGAAGAAAAGACUUGCUUUGGCCAAGGAACACAAGCAAUGAACAUUAGACUGGUGGAAAUCUGUCCUUUGGUCUGAUGAGUCCAAAUGUGAGAUUUUUGGUUCCAACUGCCGUGUCUUUGUGAGACACAGAGUAGGUGAAGGGAUGUUCUCUGCAUGUGUGGUUCCCAACGUGAGGCAUGGAGGAGGAGGUGUGGGGGUGCUUUGCUGGUGAUACUGUGAUUUAUUUUGAAUUUAAGGCACACUUAAACAUCAUGGUUACCAUAGCAUUCUGCAGCGGUACACCAUCCCAUCUGGUUUGCGCUUAGUCCCACUAUCAUUUGUUUUUCAACAGGACAAUUACCCAAAACACACCUCCAGGUGGUGUAAGUUUUAUUUGACAAAGGAGAGUGAUGGAGUGCUGCAUCAGAUGACCUGUCCUCCACAAUCACCCAACCUCAACCUAAUUGAGAUGGUUAGAUGAGUUAGACCACAGAGUGAAGGAAAUGCAGCCAACAAGUGCUCAGCAUAUGUGGGAACUCCUUCAAGAGUGUUGGAAAAGCAUUCCUCAUGAAGCUGGUUGAGAUAAUGCCAAGAGUGUGCAAAGGGUGGCUAGUUGGAAGAAUCGAAAAUAUAAGAUGUGUCACGGCUCCUCCUCUGCAGUGCAGGGGGCGGUUCCUCCUGCAGGCAGAGGAGGGUCGUUAGUGAUUGGAGCCACCUGGGCUCAGGGUAUAAAGCUGUCACUAAUCACUCUUGCUCUCUCUCUCUCUGCUCCUCCAGGUAUGCUCAUGAUUUGUUUGUUCCUUUUUAGUUUUGCAUAGUUUUCACUCAGUCAUGUUCACACACACAUAUUCCUGCACCCAUGCACUUUACAUACACCUUACAUUAUGAUACAUCCACACCUCAUUCCUAUUUCUUAGUUUAAGUUAAUAGUUUGUUUAAUAAUAAAGAACACUCUUGAAUUGGCCUAUACCUGUUGUUCGUGUCCUCUCAUUUGUCACAGGCUAUGAGCCGGCUUGUGACAAGUGUGGACUCGUCCGGGAUAGUAGUUAACUUGGGUUAGUUUAGUUUGCCAAAUGUUUUUUUUGUUUGAGUGGAUGUUUUGGUUGGGCCAAUUUUGUUUAAGAGAGAGUUGAGAGCCAUGUGUUCUUUUGGUUCAGUUAGUUUGGUAGCUAAGCAAUUCACUCUGUGUUUUUCUGGGUUUUGUUCAGGUGGGAGUCCUCUCCUGUUCAGGCAUAUCAGCAAGUGUCCAUAGGAGGCUUGUGGUGUUUUUGUUUUAGGUGGCAGUGAACGUGGGUAGAGCAUCCCUUUCCCUUUUCCCCUACAUCGGCUCGGGAGCACCUCCGUGGUUAUGGGAGGGCUGCCAGUUUCUGGUUGUCUUUUCCACUCCACUGGUUUUGUGUGCAUAAAACCCCACCACAUGUGACUGCACGAAGACCAGGGCCAGUUAGUUAGUAGUUUUUGGAGGAUAGUGGGGUGUGGCUCCUGUCCUUGAACCCAGAUUGACAGCAGGUGAGUUGUGUUUUUUUUUUGAGCAUUUGUAAUAGUUGUAUUGGUUGAGGAAAAUGUCUUCCAUUUUGAGUAGUUUUGUUCAAGCUCCUUCAGAGGUAGCCUUAGAGUUGUGUACUAAGGAGCAGUUAAUUGAAAUUGCUGAACAUUAUCAGAUUGAGAUUGUUGAUAAAAAAAAUUAAAGAGACUGUUAAAACUAGCUUAAAACAGGGUCUUAGGGAAAUGGGUGUUUUUGGCGGUCAGUCUGCUAGUAGUGAGGGUGCAAGUUUUCAGGCUAGCCCUUCAUUAACUUUUGAGCAGCAGAGGGAACUGUUGCAAAUGCAAUUAGAGCAAAUGCAAUUAGAGAUAGAGCGAUUGAGAAAUUCUAAUAGACCGGAAAGACUACCACAGUUUGAUGUUUCACAGAA